Molecule: messenger RNA, 2265 nt
Organism: Hydatigera taeniaeformis
Lineage: Eukaryota; Metazoa; Platyhelminthes; Cestoda; Cyclophyllidea; Taeniidae
Source: the annotation of a GenBank genome assembly
AUGCGUUCUCGCCGAGGGCAUUCGCGUUCCUCGGAUAAGGGCUCCUUCCAAAGAGUCAUUAUCGAGGGUUUGAAACCUCCAUUCGAUAAGGAUGACAGUAUCCGCACUUGGCUUGCAAGAUAUGGAACCGUUGAAGGCAAGCGCAUCUCUGGUUGUGUAAUUUCUGUAAAUCACUACAUACUUGCGUUUUGUGGAAACAUAAAAAUUGAAAGGUUCCACAAGAGCAUCGUUGUCAAGUUCUCGUCAGAAUUGCAGGCAGCAGAGGUGGUUCGGUGUGAAAACGGGAUUCGUGGUUCUGGAUCUAACAUUAAGGUGCACCUCGCAGACUCGGACACGUUUCAUCAGCUCGUUCGAGUACGCUCGAAUCGGAAAAGGUCUUUAUCGCUACAACAAAAACGAAGUGCUAGCUCCAGGUCAGGGUCAUCAACAAGACUUGCCCGCAAACCUCGUUUGAAAACGGUAGGUUCUCGUCAAUCAGAUGUCAGGAGCCAGCCUUCCAAGGGUGAGACACCAGCUCAGGAGCCCAAGGAAGCGACAAUCUCGUCACAACAGCAACAUCAACACCAUAGUCUUCAGAUCCCCUCCACUUCUCGAAGUUCCGGCGAAUACGACGUGGCUAUUUUGGCCAUCACGCACGAUCUGGUACAGUACGCGGAAGCGGUGCAGGCUCUUCUUCAUCGUCGCGCCGUCGAGGAGAGAGGCGGGGUAUUGAAUCAUCAGGAUCAGGGUCAACCACAGGAGGUGACGGAUCUUCACGUCCGCCCACCUAGGGUUAAGAUCAUGGUAUUGAUGAGUGUGGACCACAUCGCACCCUGUAUGCAGGAUCUAGGGGAGGAGGGUGUGCUCUUCGCCAUCCUCCUCAAUACCGCCAACAUGACUCACAACUCAUGCACUCUUCGCAUUCUGCAUUCGUCCACACAACAAGAACAUCGCAACAUGCCUCUACCUGAUGCGAUUGAUCUGCUCUUGCGGGACUUUUCUGAAUACCUGGAAGUCGAAGCAUCUUCAUCCGCAACCGUCUCAAAGGCGACCUCUCUACUUCCUCUGUCAGCACCAUCACUAUCGUCUCUUCAGCGACAUUCACAACAACCUCAACAACUUAAAGCUCGACAACAAAAACAAAUGCGUCACCGUCGUCGCUGUUGUCGCCAUCACCAUCGACAUAUUUCCCUCUCGUCUCCAUCAACUUGCACCUCUAUUUCCUCCUCUUCAUUGUCCUUCAGAACUGCUUCCUCCUCGGCUACAUCAUCGUCACGCCACCUGCAUAAGUCGAAGCGACGGUCUCAUCAGUUGCAGCAGCAGAAGCAACCGCAUUUACACCGUCGGCGCAACCAUCCACAACAGCAGUGCUUGGCAAGAGAAGAGACAGAUGCAUUUUUAAAUACUUUGGGGGUAGAAACGAUUCCAGCACCCGACGAUCCUAGCUUCCUAGCGCCAUCGCGUCAUGUCGCAGUGCUUCUCCGCAUGCUAGCCGAUUCACGCAUUCUCUCAGUGGGCGAGUUGGACGAAAUUUCCGCCUUUAUUGCCCAACGGCGCGCACGGUUAACCAGCGAACUCAUUUCAGGUAAUGUGAAUCCAAGGGCCCUUAAUGCGGAGGAAUUCCAGUUUGUCAUUUUGGAGCCGAGAUUGCAGCGAGUUGAUUUUGACGGCUCUCCACUAUUCCACGCAGGCGUAAGCUCCAAUGCGGCCUUGAAGGCUCGUAUCAUGGAGACGCUCUAUCCAAGCUUCAGAGGCGGAGGUGGUGUAGCAAGGGGUCAUGUCACCUCGACACCCUCUACAGCACUACAAGCUCGACGCUCCCUGCCCGCCAAUGUGACUAGCAGCUCAACUGAUGUGGUCAGAAGCACGACUGCCGCUGCUGCUGUUGCCUCCAGUGCAGCUGUUGUUCCUACUCAAACACCCUCUGUGGGAACGGCUAGUUCAAAGUGCGGGUUCGGUGUAAGAGCUUUGCAUUCUUCCAAAGUCGAGCAUGAAAUCGACUUUCCCCUCCUCAUUUUAGCGGGACCGCUGGUGCGUCGCGUAUCUCCCUCUUCCCAGUUGUGCAUCGACACGUCGGAACCGUUGAGUUUGAACGAGUCGAGGUUCUCAAGUGCUGGCGAGGUGAUCAUCACACCGAAUGUUGGACCAAAGAAGUCGAUGUCCUUGCACAGAGAGGCACUCUCCUUUAGUCGUUACCACGUCACAUUCAGCAAUUUGUCCAAUCGACGUUUUCCGCGACCUCGUCGAGGUUUGAAGGGAAAGUUUAGAAAGAACGGAUCCGAAUAA